Messenger RNA from Plasmopara halstedii, 1116 nucleotides. RefSeq names its product diphthamide biosynthesis protein 1. Gene Ontology annotation, biological process: protein histidyl modification to diphthamide. Gene Ontology annotation, molecular function: 2-(3-amino-3-carboxypropyl)histidine synthase activity. The transcript has 7 exons. Bases 1 to 1116 code for a protein of 371 amino acids. The record is from RefSeq and is a predicted model, not a curated record. NCBI's taxonomy places the organism in Eukaryota, Oomycota, Peronosporomycetes, Peronosporales, Peronosporaceae.
AUGGGCAAUCAAAUUCCUGAAGAAAUUACAAAUGAUUCUGAACUAACGAAAGCCAUAGAGCAAUUGCCAUGGAAUUACAAUUUUGAGAUCCGAAAGACAGUUUGGCGUAUCCGUCAGGCCGGCAGUAAACGUGUAGCGCUGCAGUUUCCAGAAGGACUUUUGCUUUACUCCUGUGUCAUCUCGGAUAUUAUCGAGCGAUUUACAGGUGCCGAUAGCAUCAUUUUAGGCGAUGUAACGUAUGGCGCUUGCUGCGUCGAUGAUCUUAGCGCGCUUGCGCUAGGUGCUGAUUUUAUGGUACAUUACGGUCAUAGCUGUCUUGUGCCAAUUGACGUUACGUCGAUUAAGAUGCUUUAUGUGUUUGUGGAUAUUGCCAUUGACGUUGACCAUCUUAUCGAAUGUUUGAAGUUGACAUUUCCAAUGGAAACAAAGCUUGCUCUGAUGGGGACGAUUCAGUUCAGUAGCUCGAUUCACCUGGCGGCGUCAAGACUAAAAGAUUAUUUUGAAAGGCUGGUGGUGCCACAAGUCAAGCCACUAUCUCCGGGAGAGGUGCUUGGUUGUACUUCUCCUCUCAUUGAUGGAGUCGAUGCUCUUGUAUUUGUUGCAGACGGACGUUUCCAUCUUGAGUCAGCUAUGAUCAUGAAUCCGAGCUUGAAGGCAUAUCGCUAUGAUCCAUACCCGAAGGUGCUCAGUAUCGAAAAGUAUGAUCUUCCGCAUAUGAUGGAAGAUCGUCGUGCCGCAAUAGACCAAGCUAAAAUGGCUAAGAAAUUUGGCAUUGUGCUUGGGACACUCGGGCGCCAGGGUAAUCCGCUAAUUCUUGACCACGUGAAAAAAACACUGGAGCAGAGUGGCAAGGAAUUUUUUGUUCUUUUGUUAUCCGAGCUUUUUCCUGACAAGCUUGCAAGAUUCAAAGAUGUUGACGCGUGGAUUCAAAUUGCGUGUCCUCGUCUUUCAAUAGAUUGGGGCUACGCAUUCCCAAAGCCGUUGCUCACUGCGUAUGAAGCCGAAAUCUGUUUUGAGCGAAUACAAUGGAAAGAAGAUUCAUACCCAAUGGACUUUUACGCCAAAGGCAGUGGACCAUGGACAAACUACCACGAUCAAAAGAAAAGAGCUGUGUAA